AUGGGUAAAAAUCCUUCUCAACUCGCAUCACUUGCCCGAAAUCAGGCUGAGAAGCGUCAGGAAAAGAAAGACCUACGCGCGGAUUUUCGACGUUCUAUUGUUCAUGAUCAACACGGUGCACCAACUACAGCCAAAGUUAUUCAUGUCCUACCUAAUCGCCCUGAUCUUAAAGAACGUAUCAUCUCAUACGGUCAUGUCAUCCUCGUUGACGGGCACACUGGGGAAUUUAUCGCCAGCAUCUUUACACUUCACAAUAAUCACAAUAACAACCAAAAUCUCCGAGAUCAAUUUGAUUGGGCAACAAAACUUCUCUACCAUCAUGGACUUGCUCGCAACAAGUGUACAAUCAACAAAGCUGCCGAAGCUUUAGGGCAAGCCAAGUCUGGGGAGAUGUAUCCCAUUGGUUCUCGUGGUGGCACCAAUAAAGGGAAGUCUGCAGGUGCCUAUGUACUCAAUACCAAUACUCGAAGCGACCCGCACCUUAUCAUGCAAGAUAUUCAACGGAUGAAACUUCUCCCUACUAUUGAUAAAUUUAUCUCAAAACUCUUUGCAAACCUAGUAUUCUCCCAAUUCAAAGCGAAUCUUGUACUUGGACAACAAUAUGGUGUCUCUUGGGCUUCGCCAAAGGUUCUCAACACAUCUUCCAAAUCUAGCGUUGGUUCCAAUCUGGUCAUCACGCGAGACGAAUUCGCUAAUGAAUUGCAUGAAGAUCCAGACGCAUCCGGAUGUGCCAUUGGCCUUUUCUGUCUGAUGGCACGUGACUCUGGCAACGUAAUCUACCCCAACGACAGCAAUACACCUCCACCUUUCCACAUUGAAGGCGCUUAUUUUCACCUUGACAAGUACAAUACAAAGAUACGUUGA
Messenger RNA from Melampsora larici-populina 98AG31, 864 nucleotides. RefSeq lists its product as uncharacterized. The coding region runs from base 1 to 864 and encodes 287 amino acids. The transcript has 2 exons. The record is from RefSeq and is a predicted model, not a curated record. NCBI's taxonomy places the organism in Eukaryota, Fungi, Basidiomycota, Pucciniomycetes, Pucciniales, Melampsoraceae.